Messenger RNA from Poeciliopsis prolifica (blackstripe livebearer), 5971 nucleotides. RefSeq names its product protein O-GlcNAcase. Gene Ontology annotation, molecular function: beta-N-acetylglucosaminidase activity. The transcript is spliced from 17 exons. The record is from RefSeq and is a predicted model, not a curated record. Gene Ontology annotation, biological process: glycoprotein metabolic process. Lineage: Eukaryota; Metazoa; Chordata; Actinopteri; Cyprinodontiformes; Poeciliidae. The coding region runs from base 170 to 2587 and encodes 805 amino acids.
GGAGGAGGAGGGAGGAAGAGAGGAAGGAGAGCGACAGGAAGAAGAGGAAGCAUAUCGAUGGUAAGCAUGAAGAAUAUUCCCGGACUCUGAGCUGAUCGACGGGGAAAACAUCUUCCGUCGCUCGUUAAGAGGCCGACAGGAAGCGGAGGGAGACAACGGCGCGGCCAGGAUGGAGGAGGAGAAGCAGUUCCUUUGUGGGGUGGUGGAAGGUUUCUAUGGUCGACCCUGGUCUAUGGAUCAGAGGAAAGUUCUCUUCCAGUGGAUGCAGCUGUGGGGGUUGAACACCUACCUGUACGGCCCCAAAGAUGAUCUGAAGCACAGAUUGCUGUGGAGGGAAGUCUAUUCUCCCGAAGAGGAAGCUCAGCUGCGUACUCUUAUAGUGGAAGCUCAGUCCAGGGGUCUGAGGUUUGUUUACGCUCUCUCCCCUGGUCAGGAUAUCGUCUUCUCUUCUUCCUGUGACUUGGCGCUGCUCAAACGGAAGCUGAAACAGGUAUCAGACCUGGGGUGCCAGGCGUUUGCCAUCCUCUUUGACGACAUCGAUCACUCCAUGUGCCAGGCCGACAGCGAGGCCUUCACUUCAUUUGCCCACGCUCAGGUCACGAUAACGAAUGAGAUUUAUCGCUUCUUGGGGGAGCCACCUGUCUUCCUUUUCUGCCCUACAGAGUAUUGCGGUUCGCUGUGCUCCCCGAGUGUGUCAAAAUCUCCCUACCUGCAAACAGUUGGAGAGGACCUACUACCUAACAUAACAGUGAUAUGGACAGGCAGCAAAGUUAUUUCCAGGAAACUGUCCUUAGAGUCCCUUGCCGAGUUGGAGUCUGUCCUGCAGCGGUCCCCGCUGAUCUGGGACAACCUGCAUGCCAACGACUAUGAUACCCGACGUCUCUUCCUGGGGCCUUUCAAGGGUCGUGACCCUCAGCUAAGAAACCACCUGAGGGGUCUGCUGCUCAAUCCUAACUGCGAAUUUGAAGCCAAUUACAUCCCACUGCACACUCUGGGAAGCUGGCACAGAGCUGAAAAAGAUUAUGUAAAAGACGAGGAGUGUGAAUACUGUCCAGACAGAGCUUUAACUGCUGCACUUCAUGACUGGAUGGAAGAACUUAAUCAGCCUCUGCAAGCAGGUCGGCAGAGCGCAAGAGCAGAACAACGGGCCUCUGUCUCAUCAUCGCGUACCAAAACCUCUGACAGGUCCGACUGUCCCUCCACCUUCAGAGCCACACAUGCUGUGGCCAAACUCCCAGUCUUCCCACUCAAUUCCAGCUCUCCACCCUCAUCCCCUCCUAUGGGGAAAGCGGAGAGAGAGGGGCAAGAAGGGGAAAAAAAGAGGUCACACCAAUCAAGUCAUCAACUUCCAGGAUCGAGGUCGGCAGCGCCCCCUAGUGGGGGCCGGGCACAGCGGGCGCCGGGUCGCGGGCUGUGUGGUGGGAAGGGCUUACUGAGCGAGGCCCAGGUGCGGCUGCUCGUUGGUCUCCAUUACCUCCCCCAUGAGCACGGCCCCUCGGCGCAGAAGCUGCUGCAGGACCUAACCUGGCUAAAAUCAAACUGCCACCUGGUCGGCGCAAACAGCAAGAAGACGCAGCCCCAGAAGGUUGAUGAGUGGCGUGGGCGGGCCUCCAGAUUCCUGUCUCUGUGCGAAGACAUAGCUCAGCUCCACUGCAGCGUAGUGGGCGGGGCUAACAGGGCUGUGCUCUAUGACCUUUACCCUUAUGUGUGGGACCUGAGGAACACAGCUCUGGUGGCAAAAGCCUUCAUAUGCUGGCUGGAUGGGCGAGUGCUGAAUGACGGCUCAAACCUCGCCUCCUGGAGGAACUGUUUUCACUGGUGUGGGAAAUCCACAGGAGCAGAGCUGCAGGGAGUGGACUCAGAGCCAUGGGUGUUCAAAGGGGGGGUGUCUGGGGAGGUGCAGAUGCUCCUCCCGAUAGGCAGCAGCAGUGAACUUUUCGCUCACCCCCCUCCUCUCUUUCCUACCUCUCGUCUCUACAACGUCAGGCCCUAUCACGGCAAAGACAAGGUGGAGCUGUACCGAAUGGUCCGCCAGCUUCACCUGAGGACUCAGGGGGGCCAGGAGUCCACCAUGGCUCAUCCAGACGUCAUUGGAGACAGAUGUCUUGGCCCAUGUCUGGCGCUGAGCCCCGAGUACAGCUUCAUCCUGGAAGAUGAGCUCGGCAUCUGUGGCUGCGUGCUGGGCAUCCUAGACGUCCGCUCCUUCGCGAAGCGAUGCCAGGCCAGCUGGAUUCCUGCCAUGAGAGAUAAAUACCCACCCAAAGGGAGCAGCACACACUCAAACACACAGGACUUGGUGAGAUUGAUGGAGGAGGACCAGGGUGAGUACCCGGACUCGCUCCUCUUCCACUUCCCCUCUCAGCUGCGACUGGACGCGCUGCCCGAGCUGGUGGACGUCAGCGUCAGCCGAACCCUGCUCACCGCCCUGCUCACUGCGCUCAAGGCCAACGGUUCUCAGGGUGUCUUCUGUGAGGUGCAGCCCACAGAUCAUCAGAGGCUGGAGUUCUUAACCAAACUGGGCUUCCUGGAGAUCCUCAGAGGAGAAGCCAGGAGCAGAGAGGGCGUGGUGCUCGGGCGACUGCUCUGAAAAACACGACAAACACUCACACUAGCCAUCACCUGGUCACGCAUUUCAACUCCUUUGAGAAACAUCAACAUUAAUUAGUUCAUCAAUUUAUCAAAGUGCAUGGUUAGUUAUGACAAAGGUUAUUUUUUUCAUCAGGAGUUGUAGUGAGUCCUGAUGCUUGUUUUUAACAAAAUUUUGCCAUAAAUGUCAUCAGCUUGAAGCAUCACCCUCCUAAACAUAUAAACAUUUUGAAUGAUAAUGUAAAGAGAAGGUUUCCUACGAUUCUGUUAUUGUGCUUGUUCAAAAACGUUGUUCUCUUACUUUGACUAGGACAUGUUUCAUGUAAGAAGCCCCAUUCAGAAAUAUUUUGCAAACUGUCAACAUUUUAUUUUAUUUAAGUUCUUUGGUUUAAAAUCUGCCAACAUAAAUAAGAUGUUCCACCAUAAAACUGAUGCAAGAAAAUAAGAUGGACUUUAUUUAAUUCAAAAAAGGUUAGAAUCUGUAAGGUCACAGAGAAAAAUGCCACAUAGGCAGCCUUACUUCAGCCUAAUUAGAUCUUUAGAUACUUUAGACGUGUUUUUACUUAUUGGUACCAACUACAGCUUGCAUUUCCAGUAAUUGUCUCAUUUUUUUUUCUUAUCUCAAAAUGAUCAAUUUAACUGAAGCAUGAAAGGGGAUUUAGGAGCCUUUUGGUUGCCUUCAGAUUAAUGGAAUGCAUUGCAUGUUGUGAAGGUGUAUUCUUUAUAUAUGUGUCAUUAAAAACAACAGACUUACACACGUAAUGCACAAACUGGUGAAAAUAUUAUAGAAAAUCUUAAUGAAAACCUUAAUGAAGAGAUCAAACAGGCAUGAACCACAAGAUUCUUCAGCAUUUAACAACUAUGAAAUGUAUGUUAGGGUUUAAAUCCUUUAAAGAGCUGCUGAUUAAUACUUUAAAUGAGGGAAAGCAACAAAUGUUUUAAAUGGAGGCAUAGCUCAAAAUGUAAGGAAUUUUAUUAAAGGUAUUUUUAUUAGAUAAAAAGUAAGUUUAUUCUUUGAAAUGCAGCACCAAACCAAUAAUAUUUUUUGAAAGGUUGAGGUGCAGAUGUGUUGUAGCAUUUCUCAACUCUGUGCAGUUUCAACCUCUUUUUCUGCCUGGAUGAGCAUAACUGCUUUCCUCGGUUUCAUUGAAAAGAAAGUGAGCACAACAUUUUCCAAAAAAAGAGAAACCUGCUUGUUUAAAACCUGCUUAGCACCAACCGGCAGAAAUACAGUGCCGGUAAUAAAUCGACUUUCGAGAACAUUUUUCUUUUGAUUAUUGCUUUUGAUCUGAUUUGGAUAAGCCUGUGUCUGAUAUUUCUUUGAAGAAAUAGUUUUGGACAUUCAAAAGUAAUUUCAGCCACCUAAUUUACAUAAACUUCACCUUCGUUGAUCCCACAGACUGAGUAGCUACAAGGCUACUCCACAUAAGAGUAAAACAAACUUCCACCAUCUUAGAAUAAGCCCCCAAAAAUGAGAAAGCUAUUUAAUGUACUUUUAACAGUAUAUGUACUGUUAAAAUUACAGACUUUUAAAUAACCCAAUAGUUAUUUACACAGGAAAUAGAGGUCUGAGAUGGUUUGAACUAGGAAAUUCCAAGUUUCACUUCAUCAGUGAUAUGUUUAUUUUUGACAAAUUCUAACAAAAAGAAGCCUUGUAGUUUUAUUCUUGACUGUUAACAUCUUAGUAGUUAUGUGGGACAUCUGGUGUCAUUACAUCUAAUAAAUUAUAUUUAAGCUGUUAAUUUGCAAAUGAAGACACUAUAGGCAAGUUUUAACACUUUGUACAGGUAAAGGUUAUUUGUUUUUCUGGUUUAUGUCCAUGCUCAGCAAAUUGUAGCAGCAGCCACACAGUUCAUGUCAAACAAUUCCUAAAGGCAGGAUUUAGCUAAUUUAUCCAUUUCAUUUUGUGCUCUGAUUUGUAAAUGAUGGCUGUUUUUCCUCAUUUUAUCAUUUUUACUUCAGUAGUUUUUAUACAUAUAUUAAUCCCAUUGAAAUUAUCUGACAAGCUCAAGUCUUUUGUUUACUAUUUUUCUAGAUAAGAUGAAUGUUUACAUGCAUGAAAAACAUAACCUUGUGUUGCUUUUCUACCAAGCAGGGUUAUAGAUCUAAAAACACAAAAACAUGCAAAAAGAAUUGCAAUGGCUGGCGCUCACCUGCAUUAACACAAACAAAGAUGUUCUACUGGGCAUUGCAGCUGUAAAAAUGUAGUAAGAUAGGAGGAAAUGUUAAAUGUGUGCAUGCUAAAGCUCAUUAGAAAAACAGAAAAUAAAAGCUAAAAACAGACAUAUAUACAUUUAUUAAUUUUUUUACAGAUAUCUUCCAUUAUUAGACAUCACUAAUAAUGAUGUCUAAUAAUAAAGACCUCAUCAGCCACUAUGUUUAAGCAUGAGUGGCUGAUGCUUAAACAUAGCCACUCAGUGAAAAGUGACAUUCACUUGAAGCGGAUGCAAGAGUGGGCAUGUGAAUAAUUAAACUGCGACAGCUGUGUCAUCCGUCCUUCAUUAUAAACCCCAAGGAGGCAUAAACGCAUCGUUCACACCCCGACACACACGCAAUCACACAAAAAGAAGCACAAACGCACUCAGUUCAACUGAAAGUGUGUAGAACAAUGAAUGUUUUUUUAUUUAGAUGUGAACAUACACGACUACUUGUGCAAGCAUUUAUAUUUCAACUUUUUUUAUUUACAAUUAUGUUCAAUCAGUAGACUUAGAUACUUUUGUACAAUUUUCCUUAAAAGUCUCUCGUGAGGUGCUUUGUAAUAAUAAAUGGAAGAAGGUGGUGAUUGCAUAGACAAAAAUAAAGCACCAAAAUCGAAUUGCAUGAUGUAAAGCAAAAAAAAACAAAAUAAUAGAUGGUUGUGUCUGUUGCGAGAUUUUUAAUCGCACCUGUAAGGAGGUGGGACAGUUCUUUUCUUUACUGUGAGAGUCAUUUAAAAAUGUGUGUGUAAAGUUAGGAAAGUUCUAGAAAACGCAAUAUGUCAACAGAUGUGAACAAAUGUUUCAGUCAACAUGAAGCACUGUGAAAAAAAGAAUUAACCACAACUUGAUUUAAUGCAAUCCUAACAACAAUCAUGUCUGUCUGAAUAUUUAAAAUAACGGUUGCCUUUCAACAUCAGGCUUAAGCAUUGUCCGUUUCAUUAAAUCAUUUCAAAUUUCAAACUGCUACAAACUGUCUGCAUAGAGUUACAUUACACAUAAACUUUGUGUUUACAAUACAUUUUUAGUGGAGUGCUGUGUAGCACAUCUAUGCAGGUUAAAAAAAACAUUGAAAAAAUAUUACUGCGAAUUUCAGUUUGGGUUUUUAUUGAAAGCAUUCAAGACGUUUCAUUUUAAACAAAAAUGAUGCAACUUGUUUUCAUGUUUAUUAAAUGAAUUUUUCCUUCUGA